Pichia kudriavzevii is the source of this 1455-nucleotide messenger RNA. RefSeq lists its product as uncharacterized. Bases 1 to 1455 code for a protein of 484 amino acids. Gene Ontology annotation, molecular function: protein-lysine N-methyltransferase activity. The record is from RefSeq and is a predicted model, not a curated record. Lineage: Eukaryota; Fungi; Ascomycota; Pichiomycetes; Pichiales; Pichiaceae. The transcript has a single exon. Gene Ontology annotation, biological process: peptidyl-lysine trimethylation; peptidyl-lysine monomethylation.
AUGAAUUCCACGAAAGUGCAAAGGCUCAAAGAUUGGCUAGAAAUACCUUGUGAAAAUGACAGAACAAAAACCAAAGCAUUUAUUUCAGAGGUUCUUCACGUGACUAAUGACCCAGACAAAGGACGCUGUAUAGUGACAGGUGAAGAAGUACAGGCAUCAACCAAUCUGAUAAAAAUUCCCAAAAAGUUUUUACUUAAUUAUCUGAACAUUUUAAAAUUUUUGUCUCCAUUCAACCAAAAUGCUUUAGCCUUUUUGAAGAAAAACAUUACAAAUUUUGAUGUCAGAGUAUUUGACACCCCACAAGAUGCAAUUACCGUCUUAUAUUCCAAAUUGGACUUUGAUCGAUUAUUGAAAUUGACUUCACAUCAACUUUUAGUUCUUUAUAUAUGCCUUGAGAAGAAAAGAGGAAAAAAUUCUUUUUGGCAGCCGUUGUUAGACUGUUUUCCCAACCUAGGCGAAUAUGAGGGAAUACCCAUGACCUGGAAUCUUAGAAAUUCACCGCCUGUAUCCAAAAAAAUAUAUAAUUUACUCCCGAGAUCAUGUAUUUUACAUUCGAAGAAACAGAUUGAACAAUUUUAUAAUGACAUCCACCAAAUAUCCAGUAUUUCUGGCAAUUUAGAAUUAGGUAUUAAGGAAGAAGAAUACUUAUGGGCAUGGUUGGCAGUGAAUACAAGAUGUCUGUACUAUAAGCUACAUUCAUGCCUCCCUAUUGGAAAAACGAAAUUCAAAGAGGAGAGCAGCAUAACCAUGGUGCCGUUUGUUGACUAUAUUAAUCACAAAACCAUGGAUUCCAAUGCGAUUGCCAAAGAAGCUAAAAGCGGUUAUGAAGUAGAUUCAAUAGAUGGAAUCCAAAAGGAUGAGCAUGUUUGGUUCAGUUAUGGUCCUCAUGAUGACACCUUUCUUCAAUGCGAGUAUGGAUUCUCUACAUCAGAGUUGAAUUAUAUGUCUUCAAAUGAUUAUAGCUAUAAGUGUUUCAAUCCGUAUAACACUGUCAAUAUAUCCGAAAUUGUGAAAAAGUUGCUCAGUUUACCGAAGAAGAAAAAUGUGGUGGAGUGGUUGAAGCAAGUAGGUUAUUACGAUGAUUACACAUUGGGCAUUGAUGAUACAAGGUUAUUAGGUGGUAAAAUAAACGUUUCUGUCCAUCCUUCAUUUCGCACAAGGAUAGUCCUGGCUUCUCUAAUCGAAGCAGAAUCGGAAUUCACAUUCAAUGAACUACAACGAUCAUAUGUUUGUCCUGCGAGACUAGAAAAAUUCUACCAAGGAUUAACUGAAGGUGAGUAUUAUCUCACAACAGAAAAGGUGUUGCUAAAGAAAAUACUGAGUAAGUUAGAAACUGAAUUGAAAGAUCGGCUCACUAGUGUACUUUCUUUUAAAGUCGAUAGUAGUGUUGAGAGUAAAAUCACUACAUGCAGAAAGUUACUUUUAGAUGAACUGUUCAUUAUUACUUCGUAUUGA